Molecule: messenger RNA, 605 nt
Organism: Salvia splendens (bonfire salvia)
Lineage: Eukaryota; Viridiplantae; Streptophyta; Magnoliopsida; Lamiales; Lamiaceae
Product: photosystem I reaction center subunit N, chloroplastic-like
Exons: 3
Coding region: 113-349 (78 amino acids)
Biological process (GO): photosynthesis
Cellular component (GO): chloroplast photosystem I
Source: RefSeq, a predicted model, not a curated record
CACAUCACUUGAUAAACCACAAUCAACCUUAAUCCACAUCACUUGAUAAACCACAAUCAUUUCAAAAUCAGUCUAAUGGCAGCCAUGAAUUCCGGCGUUUUAGCUUGCAACUAUGCCAUCUCCGGCGUUGAAAGAAUUGAAUGACAAGAAGAGGCUGACAACCAGCGGCGCCAACUUCGCACGUGCCUACACCGUUCAGUUUGGCACGUGCAAGUUCCCGGAGAACUUCACCGGAUGCCAAGAUCUUGCCAACCAGAAGAAAGUUCCAUUCAUUAGUGAUGAUCUGGCCUUGGAGUGCGAAGGGAAAGACAAGUACAAGUGUGGCUCUAAUGUGUUUUGGAAAUGGUGAAAUGUGUAUGAGCUGACAACAUUUGUGUAUCUAUUUUGUGCUUCAAAAAAUUCAUUUUCUGAAUGCCCAUACUCUUAAUAUUGUCACAAUAUUUCCUUUAGUUUGUUCUAAUCCAGUGAAAACAACAAAACACAACGCGCAUCAAGUGCUAAGAAUUCCUUGUAAUCCAUUAAGCAAUACAAAUUUCUUGGCUACAAGGAAGAAUUGUCUACUUCCUAAAAAAUGAAAUCUUUACUAAUCUAAAGUGUAGUUUGGU